AAUGUAAUCAAAGGAAUAAAAUGUAAGAUACGAUCAAAUCCCGCCCGCAUGAUGCAAAAUGUAAAAACCGCAGGAGGAGGAGGAGGAGCCGGAGCCUUUACCUUCGCAAAUGCCCAUAUUUCCAUUUCCAAUUCCCCAAAUCAACAAACGGUAUUUCAUUACAAUUUCAUCGCAAAUGUCCUCUGAAGAUAUAGGGAUGGGCCCCUCCCACCCUCACCACCUGGUCUUCCAAGACGAAGCUUUGCCCUUGCGCUUCAAGACACAAAACCUCACCGGCUUCGUCGACGACAAGCUUUUCUUUUCGCCUAACCAAGGUGCCCACUUCCGCCGCAGCGACUGGAAUGCCAAUGGCACCGCCACCACGCCCAGCACCGACGAAUCCGACGAAGAUGUCGAAGACGAAGACGAAGACGAAGAAGAUGGCAACGUUGAAGUUGAAAGACUUGUCGGUGGUCAUGAAGAAAGCGGCACCAACAACAACAGCACUGGCAACAAUAUCGAUAGAAAUAUCCAUUGGAAUACCUCCAAUGGCCGUGGCAGUGUGCAUGGUGGAACGGACAAGAUGGAAAAUGGGAAAGCCAAGAACCACCAUUCCACUUUUGGGUCGACUAGUAGUAGAGCGGUGUUGUUGAAGGACGGGAGCGUGAGUCAGUCGGCUAAUGACGCAACGAGCGAGGAUCAUCACCAUCAGUUGGGAAGCCUCAGGCUCGGGGGUUACCAGGAUGCGGUAACGAUUGCGGAACCUGAUCAUGGGGAGUUGUAUUACUCUCAGUAUUUGCAGGCUACGGAGGGUCUACUGCUGUUGCUGUCUGCUUCUGGGCACAAGGACACAGUUGUAGUUGUGGACAACAGUGGCGGGUUUAGUGGGAGAAAGGAUGUUUUCAUUUCAACCGAUUCCGGAGAGUCUCUAAGGGAAAUCCUCUCCGAUCCCAUAACAGGAGCUCUAAUGGAUGAUGCAAUGAUAUUACCUUGUGGACAUUCCUUUGGUGGUGGUGGAAUGCAGCAUGUUACCAGAACGAAGGCUUGCUCCACUUGUUCUCAGUCAAUUUCAGGAGACUCAAUAGCUCCAAAUCUUUCUCUGCGAGCUGCUGUGCAGGCAUUCCUUCGGGAAGAAGAAUUGCAGUUUUAUCGCUCAUCGAAAAGAAGAAGAGAAAGGUUUGACCAGGACAAGGGUGGUUAUGGUGAUUCAACUCUCAUGGAUACUCCAAGGGGUAGAGGUGUUCAGUUUCCAUUUGCAGUGACAGACAGGGUCAUCAUAAAGGGGAACAAGAGGACGCCGAUGCGGUUUGUUGGACGUGAGGCUAUUGUAACAACACAAUGCUUGAAUGGAUGGUAUGUUGUGAAGACAUUGGACAAUGCAGAGAGUGUAAAAUUGCAGUAUCGUUCACUUGCCAAGGUUUCAGAUGAUGCAUCCUCGAAGUCAAUGCCAAGCAAGAUGGCACCAAACUGGCUCUAGAACUGCAGCAUGCCAAAUGGCCAAAGUUGGACUGUAUAACAUGGUUUUACUAAUAUGCGACUUUGAAAUAAUUUCACUCUAUCCUGGAAGUGGGUUCUUGUUUGUUUACAAGCGACUCGUGAUAUUUUGGCCUUGUAAGUUAGGGUGCCUUGUCAUUGCUGGUUGGAGAAAACCCGAAUGAGAGUUGAGGUGGGAACACAAUAUGUAAUGGUCAUCUUCGCUUUACUCAUGCGAACAGAUGUCUCUAUAUUUAAUUAAGCCAAGCCCGUCUUUGAAAGGAAAA
This is a messenger RNA of Juglans microcarpa x Juglans regia, 1739 nucleotides long. RefSeq names its product U-box domain-containing protein 62-like. Lineage: Eukaryota; Viridiplantae; Streptophyta; Magnoliopsida; Fagales; Juglandaceae. Gene Ontology annotation, biological process: protein ubiquitination. The record is from RefSeq and is a predicted model, not a curated record. Gene Ontology annotation, molecular function: ubiquitin-protein transferase activity.